AUGGCUCUGCCCAAGGUAAGAGCGGCUGCAUGCCAUUUCGCGCCAAUGAUUUUCGAGGCCAGGAAAUCAUGUGAAAAGGCAAUUGGCCUUAUCCAUGAAGCAGCUCACAGAGGUGCCAAUCUGGUCGUGUUCCCCGAGUCAGCUAUCCCCGGAUUCCCCAUAUGGUCAGCCUUGUUACCACCGACCAGAACACAUGACUUUUUCCAGCUGUUUGCACAAUCGUCCCUCCUCAUAGACGGCGAGGAGAUCUCUGCCAUCCGCCAUGCAGCUGCCAAAAGUAAGGUCAUUGUCAGCCUCGGAUUCUCCGAAAAAGUGCGCUACAGUACUGGUACUCUUUUUAAUACGAAUAUACUCAUAGGUGAGCAAGGCGAGCUACUCAUUCAUCAUCGAAAAUUAGUGCCGACAUUUUUCGAGAAGCUAAGCUGGUCCCCUGGUGACGGCUAUGGUCUACGGGUUGCCAACACUAAAUUCGGCAAGAUCGGGGCUCUGAUCUGUGGUGAAAAUACAAACCCCCUGGCGCGCUAUGCUCUCAUGGCCCAGGGAGAGCAAAUACAUAUCUCGACUUGGCCUGCCGUCUGGCCUACAAGAGAUCUCCACGGGUCUGUCCAAGAUAAUGCUGCUGAGCCUCCAAGUUCUACGUCCAAGCCGAGCACAAAUCGCCAUGAUGGUCAGGGACAGGGUAGACCCGAUCAGACAGUUGGAAACUUAUCUGGGACGCAAACCGAAGAGGUAGACAGAGCUUUUGCUACCUCGAACUAUGAUAACACAGCAGCAAAUCGUACACGGGCAGCAGCCCAUUGCUUCGAAGCAAAAUCCUUCGGGAUUUCUUGUGCAGGUCAUCUCGACCAAGACAUGGUCAGCCGACUGACAGAGUUGGUAGGCGAUGCAGAUGGCCUGAGGAUAAAGAAGACGUUAGACAUGUCGCAAAGAGCAACAACUCAAUUCUUCGAUCCGACUGGCAGACUGCUACAGAGUUUCAAUUACAAUCACUCCCACGAUAAGACAGAUGGUGUGAUAUCCGAUGAGACUCCUCACCAUGAAAUUCAUUAUGCCGAUUUGGACUUGAAUCAGUGCGUCGAAGGGAAACAGUAUCAUGAUGUGGUGGGUGGGUAUCAAAGAUUCGAUGUAUUCUCGCUCACGGUCAACCGGCAAAGAAGUGAACCAGCAACAUUUGUUGAUAGUGGUCUAAAGACAUCAGCAUCACCAAGCCGCGGAGCCGUCCCAAACGGGCAUCCAACGGAAGCCCAACUGGGCAUCAAUAUCGGAAAUGGAUCGGCUAACUCCUAG
Molecule: messenger RNA, 1287 nt
Organism: Exophiala bonariae
Lineage: Eukaryota; Fungi; Ascomycota; Eurotiomycetes; Chaetothyriales; Herpotrichiellaceae
Exons: 1
Coding region: 1-1287 (428 amino acids)
Molecular function (GO): catalytic activity
Source: RefSeq, a predicted model, not a curated record